Messenger RNA from Pangasianodon hypophthalmus (striped catfish), 4192 nucleotides. Its product is annotated as dnaJ homolog subfamily B member 4. The transcript has 4 exons. Gene Ontology annotation, molecular function: protein-folding chaperone binding. The record is from RefSeq and is a predicted model, not a curated record. The coding region runs from base 193 to 1209 and encodes 338 amino acids. Gene Ontology annotation, cellular component: cytosol. Lineage: Eukaryota; Metazoa; Chordata; Actinopteri; Siluriformes; Pangasiidae.
AGAGAGGGAAAAAAACCACAGGCUCAGAGUCUCAGAGCAGAGGAGAGUUGUGCUGCUGGUAUUUAUAGAGGCUGAAUCCACAGCUCGGGAAGCCAGGAGGGGAUUUUAAUCAGCGUUUAUAUUUUUAUUGUCACCUCACACACACACACACACACACACACACACGCUCGGACAGAGGAAGAAGAACGAACCAUGGGGAAAGACUACUAUAAAAUCCUAGGCAUUUCGAAAGGAGCUGCAGAGGAGGAUGUUAAAAAGGCGUACAGGAAACAGGCUCUGAAAUGGCAUCCGGAUAAAAACAAGGCGCCCAACGCGGCGGAGAAAUUCAAGGAGGUGGCCGAAGCGUAUGAAGUCCUCAGCGACCCCAAAAAACGCGACAUAUACGACCAGUACGGAGAGGAAGGCCUGAAAGGAGGAGGUGGAGGAGGAGGAGGAGCGUCCGAUGGCCAGGGCAGCACCUUCACGUACACGUUCCAUGGCGACCCACAUGCCACCUUCGCCACCUUCUUUGGUGGCACCAACCCCUUCGAGAUGUUCUUUGGACGCAAGGUGAACGGCAGAGACGAUGAGGACAUGGAAGUGGACACCGGUGACCCUUUUGGCUCCUUCACGAGUUUUAAUCUGAACGGUUUCCCUCGUGACCGGCAGCCUCGGCGUAAGCAGGACCCGGCGAUCCAUCACGAACUGCGUGUCUCGCUCGAGGAGGUCUUUCACGGCUGUACCAAGCGCAUGAAGAUCUCACGCCGUCGCCUGAAUGCUGACGGCCGCACCACACGCACUGAGGACAAGAUCCUGUCCAUCGAGAUCAAGCGCGGCUGGAAGGAGGGCACCAAGAUCACGUUCCCACGGGAGGGCGACGAGUCCCCCGGCUGCAUCCCUGCCGACAUCGUCUUCGUCAUCAAGGACAAGCCGCACCCGCACUUCAGGAGGGAAGGGUCCGACAUCGUCUACCCCGUCCGCAUCAGUCUGCGCCAGUCAUUGUGCGGUUGCUCGGUUACGGUCUCCACGAUAGACGGGAAAACGUGCAAUAUGAAGAUCACGGAGGUCAUCAAACCGGGAAUGAGGAAGAUCGUAGCGGGACAGGGGCUGCCCUUCCCCAAGAACCCUGAGCAAAGAGGAGAUCUCAUAGUGGAGUUUGACGUGAACUUUCCCGACAGUCUGCCGUCCAACGCCAAGGACGUGCUGAAACGCCAUUUGCCCGCUUCAUGAAGGGAACGCAGCAGGACUGCGGCGGCGUUAAACGGCGCACCACACUGACGCUCGCCAUCUCUCCCGAUCCAACACUCGGACAAAUCGCCGCUAUGCCCCAUAAACAAUGUGCAAUUUCUAUUUUUUAUCUAGUUAGUCAGUGUUUGUGCUUUUUUAAAAAAAUAUAUUGCAUGCCCAAAUAAGGUCAUAAACGUGCAAGUGCAAUCUUCAUGUCUGAAAGUAAACGUCAGAUUUGACUCCUUUACUCGCAGCCUGCAUUGUUUUCCUUCUUAUUUGAAUGGGUAACGUUGGAGUAAGGCGUGUACCGAUAAUCGAAUAUCAUGAUUAUACGAUAUACCGCAAUAUUCAGCACAAUAUUAUUAUCAUGGACAGUUCAAAAUAUUGAAGUGCAGUUAGGAGCCUGAUUCAGAUUUUUUAAAGGCUGCUUUCUAACAUGGUUUAUUUGGAAAAAUCUGAAUGCAACACUGUAGGUAUUUUUGUAAAAUACGGAAUAUGCUUACAGAGGAAUCUCAAACACAUUUAACCACAAGUGGCUGUAUAGGAAUAUCCAUUUAACUUCCCGUCUCAUAGCUAAUGUUUUAUUUCUUUAUUCUUAGUGAGCCAUCAAACUUCAUAAAUUGUUUUUGUGAAUUUCCAAACACCUAAUGUGGUCUCACUUGCUAAAGCAGACAGCCUUGAACCAAGGUCACAUUUAUAAAAAAUCAGAAACGUGGACUGUACAGGUGCAUUUUUAUUCUCCCAAAAUGCAAAAAAUGUAAAUGUUAAUAUUGAGCCUUAGCCUAACAAUUAUGUAGUGAAAAAGUGCAUUUUGUGCCAAAGAUACAAAAAAUAAAUAUGGUUUAAGGCCGUGCUUCUCAAAAUGGCAUCCGGGAAGCUUAGACAGCUUUCUUAAAAGUUAUUAUAGUAUUUCUUUUAUUUGUUAAUAGUUUGUCAAUUUUUUAAAAAAAUCUUUAAAUUGAAAAAAGUAUUUUAAAAAUAGUUCUUAUAGUUAUAUAGCUUUAUAGCCUGUUUGACUGGUAUGCUCAUAAAAGAUGUCUACUUGAAUACAAUUUUAAUAAAAAUGAAGAGACAAUUUUAAGAAGAAAAAGCUCUAAGGCCUAAUAUUUGAAUAUUUGAAUAACUGAAUAAUUGGAUUAUAUUUAUAAAAUAAAUUCCUGCUAAGGGGGCCAUGUUUUUUUUUUUAAUAUUAUUUUUUAUAUAUUUUAUUUUUAUAUUUAUUAUUAUAUUAUUUAUAUUUUUUGACAGUUAAAGGGAUUCGUCGCUUCAAUUAUUUUGGGACUGGCGUCAAUUGUGCUGUGAGAGAGUCAGUGCUAAUGUGUUCAUUUUGGAGACUAAUUUAUAUUUAGUUUUCAUUUUAGUCUCUUGACAAGAAUAAUAGUUUUUAGUCAUUUUAGUUUCUUGGUUAUUGUUGGUUUUAGUUUGGAUUUUUUUAGUAAUUUCAGUCAAGUAAAAGUGAACAGUGUUGCUUGGUAUCGUUUUGUUUCGAGAUGGAAAAAAGGAAGUGAACAUGUUUUGUCUUGUUUUUUAGCCACACACUGAGCAGUGGAGAGGGUAUACAGGGCGAUCUUUAGUUGUGUUACUUCGACCCUGAGAGCGUUGAGAUCUACAGAUGUUGAGCGUGCUGCUGUAAUAGACAUGUCACCUGUCCACUAGGGGACGCCACAUGUUUAAAGUGCAGCAUGGAACAGGUGUGUACCGAUACCGAAGCUUCAGCUCACAAUUAUCACAUAACCUGUAUCAUGGUUUACAACAUUAUCAUAUCUCAUGAGAUCAUGGUUUUAAACAAUUACAGUACAGGUGUGUCAUCGAUCUUUGAUUUAACGCUUAUCUUGUGAACGGAAUCAUGGGAUUGCUUUCUCUGAGACAAAUUUGCCCAAAAUACAAACCCUUAGAGGAGAAAUGGCGUGAUGCUGGGGGACGAGAUGAUAUUCUGAUAAAGUCCAGCAAUAUAACGAUAUAUUGAUAUCGCGAUAUAUUAGUAUCACGAUGAGCAUCGGGGGUGUCGUCAUGCGUCAGUGCUUGUUUCUGUAACUGAUGAGACACUGAAGUCUAUUUUUAUACCUAUCGAACAGUUUUUAAUAUCACUCAUUUUCCUGGUUAUAUAUAUUUACAUUUAUGUGAAUGGUGUUUUUUUUAAAUGUUAAACUUACAGUUUGGAUACAGGGGCGGGUUUAGUGAUUUGGGGGCCCCAUUCAGUUGCACAAAUUUACCUUCAUUAUCCUUGAGCUUCCUUCAUCUGCUGUGAUAACAGCGAUAUGAAUCAAUUCAGGGUUUUAACAUCGAUAUUUAAAAUUUCACUAUAUGUUAUUUAGCAUUAAUAAUUUAAAAAAUAUAUAAAUAUAUAUAUAUAUAUAUAUUUUGCAUUUAUAGGGGGUUCUUGGCUUCUGGGGGCCCAAGGCGGUUGCAUACCUUUGCCUAGUGCUCAGUCCGCCCCUGUUUGGAUCCUAUGGCUUCACUGUUUUGUUUUUAAUCUCUUCAUUAAUAUCGAGUAUCAUGAGGAUGAUGAUAUAUUUUGCAGUAUCGCCCACCCCUAUGACUACACUGGCUGUGCUGGAGAUCCUGAUAAUGGUCAGAGUAGAAGGAUGAGGCGUGUUGAAUCAUUGCUGUAAUUCUACUGUGACACAGCGUUGUUUGUUCAGAUGGAGGGAAUGGAAAACUCCACUUCAAACCAAAAAAAAAAAAAUCCACGUCAAAUCUCUGUUUUAUCUUUUUUAAUGCUCAUACAGUGCAGUUUAAAUCCCUCGUGUUGUGUUUAAGACAUUAAUAACUACUUACUCAGAUUCAUCAAUCGAAAGACAUUUUUAGUCCUUAAUUGUUUCUAUUAAAAAUAUCACAGUUUAAAUUAUUUUAAAUUUACUACGGUUACUAAUAAUAAUAUAUUAUAAUCUAUAUUAUACAUAUUUAUUCAUUUAUUUUAUUUAAUCUUGUACUUUUAAAGUGCAUAUCUAUCAUGCUUUGUGUUCGAGACACAUUACUAUCUGAC